Molecule: messenger RNA, 2935 nt
Organism: Python bivittatus (Burmese python)
Lineage: Eukaryota; Metazoa; Chordata; Lepidosauria; Squamata; Pythonidae
Source: RefSeq, a predicted model, not a curated record
GUAUGUCUUCUGCUGCUAAAGAUGGGUAAAGGUCCAGGGGUGGGGGACCCCCGUGGGGACCGAGUUUGAAUCCAGUUGCUGUGGGGAGCAGCUGAAGGAGGUGGCCUGUUUAACCCAGCGCUUGAUUAAAAGCUUUACUUAACUGGUCGUAGAGGAGAUGCCAGCGAGAAACUUUGGGAGGGUUCGUAAUCCAACUCCCCAUAGAGCUUCAGGCCUCACAGAGACUGAACCUUACAGGCAGGCAAUCAUGAUAAGCCGGUUUUAUUACAGAUAUUAGAAAAGCUGUAACUGGAGGAGAAAACCAGCCCUUGCCAACGGCGAGAGAAGAAAAUUCAGCCCGAAGGGGAGAAGGCUUCACCCCAUUGGCAGCCUCAGUGCGAGUCUCGACUUGAGAAAGGUUUCCUUCCACCGUCCCAAACGGGCUCCCUGACGGACAUCGUGGGAGGAACCCGCGGCUGGGCCUGAGAUGGGAUAAGGACCCCCCCAUGGCCUCCAGGAAAGCGAUCCCGAAAGAGAGGGGUGCCCCCUCGGCCCUGCACCUCCCGGUCCAGGCUGCUCGAGAGAAGGGGGUCAAAAUGGAGAAGGAGACAGCCUGCGCCAAGCCAGCCGAGGGAGCCCAGAAGGGGCCCUGCGUCGUCCAGGCCGGUGGCCCCAGGGACAUGCCGAGAAGGGUGACCCCACCGCAGAUCAAGCAGGAGCCGGACGAGGGCUUGGCCCAGCGCUGGGAGGCCCAAUGGCAGGAUUUCUUGAAGAUGGUCCAGGCCCCGCAUCCCGGUUGGGGCAGCCCUCCGUUGCCGGAGCUUGUCGCUUUUAGUGACUCCAAAGGUUUCCAGCCCUCCAGUGGGGCAGCCCCACAGAUCUUGGGCUGGAAAGUGAAGGAGGAGGUCUCUGAAGAAGAGGCCGGGAACGCGGAGACCCAGAGGCAGCGGUUCCGGUACUUUUGCUACCAGGACGCUGAGGGUCCCCGCGAGGUCUGCAACCGCCUCCGGGAGCUCUGCCACCGGUGGCUGAAGCCGGAGAGGCACACCAAGGAGCAGAUCCUGGAGACCCUGGUGCUGGAGCAGUUCCUGGCCAUCCUGCCCCCGCAGAUCCAAGGCUGCGUCAGGGAGCGGGGCCCGGAGACUUGUGCCCAGGCGGUGGCCCUUGCGGAGGGCUUCCUGCUAAGGCAGAAGGAGGGCCAACGGCCUCGGCAGUUGGGUCAGGAAUCCUUUGAGGAAGUAACGGUGAACUUUCCAAGGGUGCAUCAAGUCUGCCUGGGGUCUUCCCGAAAGCUAGCAGGGGGCAGGCUGCUGAAUGAACAGGACCGGCCAACCCUCUGGGCCCAAGAUUACCUUGAGCGAGAGACUGCUGGCAGGACGUCGCUCCCAAAGAACCAGGACAGCCUCUUGCCCCGUCCCGGACUGGGCAAAAUUUCUGAGAACGAGCUGAGGCCCGAAAGGUCUUCAGGCCCCCUCCCGACCAAGAGAGGGUCAGAGUCGAUCCCCUGCCGAGUGGGCUACAAAGAUCUCAGCGGGAUCCUUUUCCAGGAGAGGAUCCAAGAGAGCCAGCGGCAGAAGCGGUGUGUUGUUCUCCGCCGGCGGAUCCAUACCGAGGAGCGGCUGUACAAGUGCCAGGACUGCCGGAAGAGCUUUGACCACCGUUCCCACUUCAUCCGCCACAAGAAGAUCCACACAGGCGAGAAGCCCUUCCAGUGCGCCGACUGCGGCAAGAGCUUCAACCGCAAUUCCAACCUCACCACGCACAUGCGGACCCACACGGGCGAGAAGCCGUACAAAUGCCUGGACUGCGGCAAGAGCUUCCGGUGGAGCUCGGAUUUCAUCGUCCACGAGCGGACCCACACCGGGGAGAAGCCGUACAGCUGCGCGGACUGUGGGAAGGCCUUCCGCCGCAGCUCCAACCUCACGGCCCACGAGAGGACCCACCGGGGCGAGAAGCCCUACAAGUGCUUGGAUUGUGGGAAAAGCUUCACCCGAGGCCUGUACCUGAUUGCACACAAGAAGACGCACUCGGGGGAGUGAGCCGGUACUCUUCUGGGAGAGAGAUGAUUCGUGGCACCUCCUCCUUGGACUAACUCUGGGGAGGAGAGGAGCUCGUCAAACCUCUGAUCCGAAUUGCACCCACGGCUGUUUCCAGCUCACCUGGGAGGGCUGUGGCGGGGAACAAAAUGCUCACUCCUGUGUUUGGUUGUUGAGAGUCUCCAGGUGACCGCUGCUGGACGAGUUGUACAAUGGUCCAAUCCACACAAGCUUGUCCCGCUGAAGUUGCAAGGAAGUCAGCCAGAACUUCACUCUGGCGCAUGGUCCCUCUGACGAGUCGUUUGCCGCAAGCCCUGUUGAUCCAUUCCGAUAGUAGGGCAACUCGGCACGGCGACCCCGUUCGGGGCGGCUGCUUUUUUUGGGAUGUGACUCGAUAUGGUUUGAGCAAUCUGAAUUGCCCAAAACCGUAAUCGAGAGAGCUGAGGCGAGGAAGGACUUGUUAGGAAGCCCUGGGUCAGACGGUUUCUCCAUCUUGUGGCUGGGGGUCUUUUUUAGGGUUGCGCAGUGCUGCAGAUUUGAUUCCAAAAAGGACCUUGGAGCCAGUAGGGAGGCCUGCUUAACCCUCGUCUUCAAUCCUUUAAAGCAGCCAUUGCUUUUUCUAUGUGACAGCUGCAGGAGACCGCUGGGCCAACCACUAGCUACCUUCAGCAGUGGAAGACGGGGGCUAAGUUUCCACCUGGAGAAAUCUUUUGAGAAUCGAAUCCACCGCACUACCCAGCUCUCGUUUUUUUACCUACUCGUCGCGUACCAGUUACGAAUCUGAAUGUCCCUAUUGAAUCUCACUUUUGCUGUGAACUCCCUAAGGGGCCUUCUCUCAGCUGCGUCCCACCCAUCUGCAUUAUGGGGAGGUAAUAAUACUGACGUACCGUACAUGAUUGCUCUAAGGCAGUGUUUCUCAA